This is a messenger RNA of Dentiscutata erythropus, 372 nucleotides long. The record is from the annotation of a GenBank genome assembly. NCBI's taxonomy places the organism in Eukaryota, Fungi, Glomeromycota, Glomeromycetes, Diversisporales, Gigasporaceae.
AUGGAAAAAGAUAAAAUAAUUUGUAAAUUUAAAAGUCUCUGGAGUUCACCAGUAGUAUUAAUAAAAAUGAAAAAUGAAAAACUUCGAUUUUGUGUGAAUUAUAGAAAGUUAAAUUUAAUAACUAAGAAAGAUACAUAUCCUCUUCCUCGCAUAGAUGAAAAGUUAGAUAAUUUAGAAAAAGCUAAAUGGUUUACUUCUUUGAAUUUAACCUCUGGAUACUGGCAAGUUCAAAUAAAAGAAGAAGAUAAAGAAAAGAUGGUCUUUAUUACAAAAUAUGGUCUUUAUGAGUUCAAUAUUACGCCGUUUGAACUUUAUAAUGCUCCUUCAAUAUUUCAAAGAUUAAUAGAUGUAGUUCUUAAUUCUGUUUUUUAA